Messenger RNA from Racocetra fulgida, 1782 nucleotides. The record is from the annotation of a GenBank genome assembly. Lineage: Eukaryota; Fungi; Glomeromycota; Glomeromycetes; Diversisporales; Gigasporaceae.
UCAAUGGAUCUUUCAUGGGCUGUUUGGGAUCAAGAAAAGGAUGGUUUACUUGUUUUAAAUGAGACAUAUGUUUUAUUGCAAUGCAUGGAUAAGUCUAAUGCCAGCAUGAUAAGAAAAGAUAUAAAAAAAGUUGACGCAGAAUUCAAUGAAGAAUUUAAAGAACCCCCUCUCAUAGACGAUGUGGUUAUGAUUCUUUUAGAAGCCGAAUCUAGAGAAAAAUUUAAACAAGAAUUUCCGCGUUUAAUGGACUUUUUUAGAAAUAUUGAAAAUCAUACAAAUGGUUCUCAUAAAUGGUUUUCUAUGGAGAGAUAUAAUGUAUUAGGUCGUAACUCUGCUCCAAAUAAACCUUAUAUCUAUUCUGGACAGAGUUAUUGGAGUUUAGAAGCUAGGCAUAGCGGGAAUUGGAUUUGGGAUAUAUUUGAGGAGCAAGGUUUCAUCACUGCGCAUUCUGAUGGUUCUUGUGGUGGUUUUUUGAGUCACUCAGAUUGGAGUACUAGUGAUAUAAGUUAUUGGUAUAUUCAAGAAAAAUCUCGAAAUGGAAAUAAACGACUAUUGCCAGGAAAUCAUCGUUUCCCUGUAGAUUCUAUAUGUGAUAAUUAUAUCCUUUCAAAGAAAGGUCAAGUUGAAAGUUCAAAAUUUGAAAAUUCUUGCGUAUUCAAGAAUAAAGACAGUGAAUCGAUUUUUAUGCAAGGCUUUAUUUUUGGACAGAGUCCUUACUGCUUAGGACAAAAGACAUUGGCACAACAUUCAUUGGAUUGGAUUGAAGAUUUUCUCUAUGAAUAUUCUGGAGAAAGACGAUUUGUCACAUCAACUUUUUUUGAUACUAAUGUAGAAGGAAGAAUUAAUUCUGGGUUAGAAGAUGAUUUGUUGAAUUUAAUAAAAAAAAUGAUUUCUAAAGAAACACCUUUAUUGUCUAAAAAUAGCGAUCAUGGCCUGCACUAUGGUAAUGAAUAUAGAACAUUUGAAGGUUAUUUACAUCAUAAGCAACCUAUUAUGAUGAUGUUGCUGCCAAGUCAGUUACUAGAAACUUAUCCAGAAUUUGAAAUAUCUCUUGAUAUGAACAAAGAUAUUCUUUCGACACAUUUAGAUUUUCAUCAAACCUUAUUACAUCUCGCAUACGGUAAUGAUGAUACGAACCGUGAUAAAUACGACAAAUAUGUUGAUUACUUUCUUCCAGGUUUUACCGAAAAUACCAAAUCAGAAGUACAUAUAGAUAAAACAGAUGCAGAAAUUUAUGGACAAUCGUUUUUAACACCAAUGUCUAAACAAAGAACUUGCGACUCAUUAAACAUUCCAGGAGAAUUAUGUCCAUGCUUAGAUUUUUCGAAACUCGAUUAUGAAGAUAUAGAGCAAAAAGAAUUAAUAGAUAAAGCGAUGAUUAAAGGAACGAAUUAUAUGAAUAAAUUCUUAAAAGAUAACCAUUUAGAUUUCGUAUGUAAUCUAUUUCAUUACGAUACAUCUGAUAACGGAAGAACUGAUGAUAAUUAUAACACGAUAAGUUUCGGCACCGGAUUUUUUAAUAGGAAUUUGGCACCUGAAUAUGAGAUGUAUCACGUGACAGUAAAGGUGAAAAAUUUUGAUUCAUUUUUGACUAUACGUACAAGCAAGAAUGAAUUAUUAUGGUCUUUAGUAGAUGAAAUUUCAAAUUUAGAAGUUUAUCAAGAUUCAGUGUCUGAACUGGAAUGGAACAUAUGUAAAUCUAGACUUAGAAAUGAAUUGAGGAAACCUUUGGAUAAAGAAAUUGAAAAGAUUGCUAGACAUUUUUGUUUUUGCGUAAAAUAA